AUGGCUGAUUAUUCCAUUGUAAAUAUUGGUGGUACCCUUCGCCGCGCCACUUGUUUUCCUAGAGUUCUUGCUGAUCGAUCCAAAAUCGGAGAUGUUGAGCGGGUAGCGUUUUGCUUUCUCUUAUUUUUCGAUGACAAAGCCCACUAUUUUGUCACAAAUUGUUGUGCAUCAGUUGUAGAUAUUUUCAAUCAAUAUCCUCAACAAAUAACACAAAGCGCAACUGAAAAGAUGACGGAUUUCGCAGAAGUUGAUAAAGCGAUAGAUGAUAACCCAAAAGUAGUAUAUGAACAGCUGAAAGAAAUUUAUGAUAGCAACGAAGAAAUAAAAACUAACAUUGAUUUGUUGUGGCGGUUGGGCAAAGCAUGUUUUUUGUGGGCUAAUACUUUGCAAAAGAAGGAUCCGAAGAAGAAGUUGCUCAUUCUCGAAGGUCGGACAUAUGCAACGUCAGCUUAUACAAUCGAUGAGAAUAAUGCUGAAGCACUCAGAUGGGCGGCAAUCCUGAUUGGCUCUGCAACUGAUUUCCUUGGACCCAAAGAAAAAAUUGAGCAGGGCAAGAUUUUCAAGGCAUAUUUGGAUCGCGCAAUACAGAUGCAAUCGACCGAAUAUUCAUUGCUUCAUUCACGUGGACGUUUUUCGUAUGAGGUCGCCAAUCUUACAUGGAUCGAGAAACGAUUAUGUAGUGCAUUGUUUUCUGAAGUUCCACAUGGUACAAUCGAUGAAGCUCUUAGCGAUUUUUUGGAGGCUGAAAAAUAUUCACCAUUCGCAUGGCCUGAGAAUUUACUCUAUAUCGCACGUUGUUAUGCUGUAAUGAAAAACAAAGAACUUGCCAAAAAAUAUUUGGAAAAAGUAGAAAUGAUUGAACAUCUAGAUGAAGCUGAAGCGGAAGCACUAAUCGAAGUUAAAGCCGUGGUUUCUAAAUUAAGAUAA
Brugia malayi is the source of this 927-nucleotide messenger RNA. RefSeq lists its product as uncharacterized. Gene Ontology annotation, cellular component: mitotic spindle pole; cytoplasm; spindle microtubule. Gene Ontology annotation, molecular function: microtubule binding. NCBI's taxonomy places the organism in Eukaryota, Metazoa, Nematoda, Chromadorea, Rhabditida, Onchocercidae. The transcript is spliced from 7 exons. The coding region runs from base 1 to 927 and encodes 308 amino acids. The record is from RefSeq and is a predicted model, not a curated record.